GAGACCAUUGCACGAGACCUGUUCCCAUUUCCUUCCCUAUCACACUUGAGGAGGGGGCAUUCUCAUCUCGAGGGAAAGAUCGGAAUGGAGGCAGCGCCGGUGCCGAAUCCUGGGAAUUCGAGAUCGGAGCUGAGCUCGAAUUCCCUCCCCGUGGAUGUCGCCCUCAACGUCGUAUCCUAUCUCGAGACCGCAGAUGUUUGCUCGUUGGGAAGCUGUUCGAGGUUCUGGCGCGGCCUCUGCUCGUCGGAUUUCGUCUGGAUCGCGCUCUACAAGCGGAGGUGGCCGGCCUUGGGCGCUGGUUCCCAGCCUCGAGCCUCUGAGGGAGGAGGAGGAGGAGGAGGAGGAGGAGGAGGAGAAUGUUCCGGUGACGCCGAGGCCUUGUCGUCGCCGCAGAAGUGGAGGGUUUUGUACAUUAACAAGCACAGACAAAUAGCCAGUGCUGUGUCCACUGUAAUCAAAUUUGUCCAACAGUGCUCACAAAAUGAAUCACUUGAAGUUGGAUAUUAUCUGAAAGCUGUUGCUGAUCUGGGCUUAUUGGAGCUUGGAUUUGAAGACGUCCAACUAUUUCUGUUUGCAAGAAAGCAGAAUGUGCUGCUGAACCUGAUUGGAUUGCACUAUUCCAUAUUUUCGCUUGCAGCACCACCCAAAGAUGUAGCAGAAUCCCUUCGCAGAUGCGAAGUAUCUGAUCGACAGGUGUGCGUGAGUUGGUUUAAGGUGGGCAGGUGGUUCUAUGGCUUCCGAUUGCCCGAUGAGCACCGCUCCCGAGAGGUUUCUUUGGGUGAGCUUGCCAUGGCCAAUGAGGAAGAGGUUCUGGCUGUGCUCAACCGAGGAGCAGUUCAUGAAGUACUACGGGUCCAGAUAAAAUCAAUUACUGCAAGCACGACAUAAUCAUUUCAGAUUGUUCUAUCAGAAACCCACAGGGAUUAAGGUUGAAUACAUCGAAUGUUUGUAAUUUAAAUAAUAUAAAUCUCUAUAUGUGUAUCAUUGGAUGUAUGUAAGUAAAAUCAUAUGGAUUCUCUCUCUAUAUAUAUGUAUCUGAAUAGUAGUGAUGUAACUUGUUAGACUUUCAAUGUGACAUGUCCUUGUACAGGAUCUUGCGGAUUAUAAUUUAAACUUUACCUAAAAA
Messenger RNA from Phoenix dactylifera (date palm), 1126 nucleotides. Its product is annotated as F-box-like protein. Gene Ontology annotation, biological process: protein polyubiquitination; SCF-dependent proteasomal ubiquitin-dependent protein catabolic process. Lineage: Eukaryota; Viridiplantae; Streptophyta; Magnoliopsida; Arecales; Arecaceae. Gene Ontology annotation, molecular function: protein binding. Gene Ontology annotation, cellular component: SCF ubiquitin ligase complex. The record is from RefSeq and is a predicted model, not a curated record.